This is a messenger RNA of Diuraphis noxia (Russian wheat aphid), 2918 nucleotides long. RefSeq names its product single-minded homolog 2-like. Gene Ontology annotation, molecular function: RNA polymerase II transcription regulatory region sequence-specific DNA binding; DNA-binding transcription factor activity, RNA polymerase II-specific; protein dimerization activity. Gene Ontology annotation, biological process: regulation of transcription by RNA polymerase II. The record is from RefSeq and is a predicted model, not a curated record. Lineage: Eukaryota; Metazoa; Arthropoda; Insecta; Hemiptera; Aphididae.
UCCGAUAGUUUGUGUAGUUGUCUUGGUGAGUCAGUGUCAGAUAGAACUGAUUUUUGUGGCAACAGAAUUCAUAAUUUUACCGCCAUGCGUCUAAAUUUAUUUUUAACAAAAAUUUGAGUUUAAUUUAUGCGUGAAUUAUCGAGAAAAUACGUGGAAAUCAAAAUGCACGUCGGCGAGAUGAGAGAGAGGAGCAGAAAUGCGGCAAGGACACGUAGGGAGAACGAGAAUGCCGAAUUCCUAGAAUUGGCCAAACUCUUGCCAUUACCAGCGGCCAUUACUAGCCAAUUAGAUAAAGCUUCAGUCAUCCGGUUGACCACUAGCUACUUAAAAAUGAGACACGUCUUCCCUAACGGAUUAGGCGACGCUUGGGGUGCAGCGACCCCAACAAACCAUGCGAAAGAAGCUUGUAUUAAAGAACUUGGUUCAUAUCUACUACAGAGUCUCGAUGGUUUUAUAUUCGUAGUAGGCGGUGAUGGAAAGAUCAUGUAUAUAUCUGAAACAGCAUCUGUUCAUUUGGGGUUGUCACAGGUGGAAUUGACUGGUAAUAGUAUAUUUGAAUAUAUCCAUCAAGCUGAUCACGAUGAAAUGAUAUCAGUGCUUAGUCCACCUCUUCCUCAAAAUCUUCCAGCGGAGAACAUGAUGAUGAAUUCGACCGUAUUUGAACUUCAACGUGUAUUUUUUUUACGAAUGAAAUGUGUAUUGGCAAAACGGAACGCAGGGCUCACAACAGGAGGAUACAAGGUUAUACACUGUUCUGGUUACUUAAAAGUGAGACAAUACCCAGCCGGAAUGCCCGGAGUAGAAACUGUUGGCCUAGUAGCAGUUGGUCAUUCGUUACCUCCACAUGCCAUCACAGAGAUUAAAUUGCAUUCGAAUAUGUUUAUGUUCCGUGCGAGUUUGGACUUGAAGCUCAUAUUUCUAGAUGCCAGAGUAUCUCAGCUGACAGGAUACGAGCCUCAGGAUUUAAUUGAAAAGACACUCUACCAUUAUAUACAUGGCAAUGAUAUUCAUAACAUGAAACUCUCGCAUCACACACUGUUAUUGAAAGGCCAAGUCACCACGAAAUACUACAGGCUGUUGGCCAAAGACGGUGGUUGGGUGUGGGUUCAAAGUUAUGCCACUAUAGUCCAUAAUAGUAGAUCCUCGAGGCCCCAUUGCAUAGUUAGCGUAAAUUACGUACUGAGUGAGUCCGAAAUGAAAGAUGUCUGCCUGUCCGUGUGCAACAACGGUUGCGCGACAUCACAGAACGGCAAUGAAGACGCGGCAAUUCAAAACAAGUCCAGCAAAGCGCAACAAAACCAAAGACAAUCGAACCAAAAUCACAGGUAUCACAGGCCACCGGUGGUCACCGACGAAGAGUACAGUGAUUCUAGUGGGGGAAUUUACAAUGACUACGUGAGCAGUAACAGCGAACCGCAAUCGCUGGUCAACGGCCCCGUCGGCGUCGGUGACGGCACAGGCCACCAUCACCCACCUCACCUAGGCAUGAUACCGGCGAACACCACGUACACYACGCCCGAGGAUUUCAACUAUCCAGAACUUUUCUACCAUUACGACCAGACGUGCGCGCGGCCGUACAGCUCUGCCUCCAGCUCCUCCAGUUCGAACGAGAGCGACCGGAUGCAGCUGGCGCAUCAAGCAGGCGGCGGCGGAUAUACGCCGCCCGCGGCCAUGCUCAUGAGCGCCACUGGCCACCACGACGACCAUCAUGCCGUGGCCGCGUACCACGCGUUAACACCUAUCGGCGCGUCCGUGCCCGUGACCGUCGUCGGCCACCACCAUGGUGUCAUCGUCGAUAGCCAACACUACACCACCGUCAACGAAUACGUCCACUGAUCGCCCGCCGCCACCGGACGUGCCUACAUAACACGUCAUGACUACACGGAUCAGGUUAGCAGCAGUUUUUUCGCGUCGAUUCGAACGCGGAAGGAUCGCGAUUAAACACUGCAGGAUAUUUAUACGACUUUAUAUUAUGUACAUAUAUAUAUAUAUAUAUAUAUAUAAUAUGUAUGCUUAAACAAGUGUACGAUUAUAUAAUUUAGCGUAGGUAAUAUAAAUUAGUAAUAAUAUUAUGAUGUACAAAUAUUAUUAUACGAGUAGAGCGAUGGCGUAUAAAAUAUCGCUAUCGGACGUCCUUGAACCAUAUACCUAAAUAAAUGUCAUGAUGCUGAUGUGUUGUACGAGGGAUUGCUCCGUGAUCGGACGUUCCGACCAGUUGUCAUUCGUGUGUUGAAGGCGAAUGACCUUCGAUAAGGGACCUGAGAUCGAACGUGUUCACCGCAUAUUAUGAAAUAUUUUUGUGUUCGCGGCUGAAUAUUAUGUUUGAGAUAUAUAUAUAUAUUAUUUAUGGUCAUAUCUAUAUGGGGUACACGGUACACGAUAAUACGACGGCCGAGCUGCAAAAAUAUUGAACUACGCUGCACUAGAUACAAUUAAAAUGUACAAAAAUAACAACCCGGGGAACAUAUUUUUGUGUAUAAAUUAUUUUCGUGGGUAGUACAUUAUAUAAAUAUAUCAUUCCACCACUUGGCCAAAUUGCGYUUGCGGGUUUUCGUCGAUUGUAUAAAAUCAUGCAUUAUACUGUAUAAUUUACCUGAAAUCAGGUUUAAGCUAAUGAUAUAUGCAUACCCGAUUAGCCACAUAGGGCCUACCUAUAUAAUAUGUUUUGUACCUCAAAACAACUUAAACUUUUUCUUUACUUACCAAACAUACAUUGGAAUAUGUUUCAAAACACUCAAAACGCGCUUGCUGAUGUAAUAUUAAUUUGAUUUAUUGUAAAUUUUAACUUAACAUAACCUUUGCAAUGACAAUUUUAUGUCAUGAUAAUAAUAAUAUUUACGUAUCGUAUUAUACAUAAGUAGAUUUAUACUUAUUAUUCCUGUUAAAGUGUUAACUCUGUAGAAUAUUUAUUUAUUAUU